This is a messenger RNA of Spizellomyces punctatus DAOM BR117, 279 nucleotides long. RefSeq lists its product as uncharacterized. NCBI's taxonomy places the organism in Eukaryota, Fungi, Chytridiomycota, Chytridiomycetes, Spizellomycetales, Spizellomycetaceae. The coding region runs from base 1 to 279 and encodes 92 amino acids. The transcript has a single exon. The record is from RefSeq and is a predicted model, not a curated record.
AUGUCGGCGAUGACUGCGCCUCAAACGACUAAGAAGGGUGCAGGACAGCCGCCACAGCCGAAGGGUCCUCAAAUUGCUAUUAACCCCGUAGUAAGGCCCCCAGCGCCUCAAACGGGCAAGGCGGCAACUAAGGCGCCGAAGGGUCAGAAGGUUGGAGUAGUACCGCCAUCGCUCCCACAGCCGAAGGGUCCUCAAGCGGAUAAGAAGGCUGCAGUACCGCCGCCGAAGCCCCAAGCCCCAGCGCCGGCACCCAAGAAAGACGACGACGUAAUUUCCUAG